CGUCAUCACAAUUUUCCGAGAUAUUUCCAAGAUGGUGUCCACCGGCUUAAGAAGUUGUCUAUUUCUUGUUAUAUUUUUGUUUUCUGUUUGUGCUUUAGUGAGUUGUUCACGUAGCGAGGAAGAAUAUAAAUUAAAAGACAUUGAAUUUGAUCUCAGUCCGGGUAAAGAGCCAGCCAGAAUAUUUACAGCAGAACAAAUUGCUGAAUACGAUGGUUCCGACCCAGAUAAACCAAUCUAUAUGGGCAUCAAAGGUGUUGUUUUUGAUGUUUCAAGUGGAAAAGAUUUUUAUGGUAAAGGAGCAUCCUAUAAUUCACUGGUUGGUAUAGAUUCGACUAGAGCUGUUGCUAAAAUGUCUCUCGAUCCAGCUGAUUUAACACAUGACAUUACUGGCCUAUCCCCACAAGAGCUGAAGGCAUUAGACUCUGUGUUUGAUGGAACAUACAAGGCUAAAUAUCCGGUUGUAGGUUAUAUGGAUUAUGUAUUAGAACAACACAGGGAAAAAUUCAGGAAUGUUGUUACUGACGAAUUGUAAAUAUCUUGUUACUCUUGAUUAAAUGAAGAAGAAUAAUAAGUUGUUAGUGACGAAUUGUAAAGAUCUUGUUACUCUUGAUUAAAUGAAGAAGAAUAAUAAGAAAUUUAAUUACCAAGGACCAGAGGUGUCAAUUAAAAUAUGUAAUAUUUACCUUGUCAUCUCCUUAUGCUCACUGAAACAAGAUCCAGGAAUUGUGACCUUAUAGCAUGUAACAUAUUUGACAUAACUGCCCAGGGCUCUUAAAAAUUUUAAGUCAGAACCAUAAUCCUAGUGGUUAUUAUGAUUCCUCUUUAAUAUCGGCAAAUGCUUCAAAGCUAUUAAAAUUUUUCUUUGUUGUAAAAAAUGCUCAGUUUUAAAGGAGAAGUCUUAGUUUUCACUGGAUCUUAGUUUUCACUGGAUCUCAAAUAUAAGAGUACCGGUAUGUUAAUUUGUGCAAAUGUAAAGUACAAUUGGAGGGUCUAGAGCACAAGUGAUCUAACUACCAACCAUUUUAGUUGGUUGUUAGAUCACUUGUGCUCUAGACCCUCCAAUUGUAGACAAGAUGCUUAUUUACCUUUUUUGGAACUUUCCAAAAAAUGUAAUCCUUUUGAGAUGAUUGCAAAAAAUGUUUUAGAGCGGUUAGAAAACUCUUUUGGAGCAUUCAUCUCCAAUGUUUUAUUGAUUGUUCUGGUCACGGGGGAUUUUUUGCACCGAAAAAUAUCAUAGAUUUCCCCUUUUAGCCAAAUUAAAAUAUCUAAUCUGUUUGAAAUUUACAAGGUUAUGUCCCUUUACAUGUAACCACUGACCUGAUGUAAAAAAUUUUACCAUGAUUUCGAUUUCUGCAAAAGAAUUUUGGGCAAGGCAGUAGCAAAACAUUUUUCUCAGCAUUUAGAGCCAUCUUGGUUCCUAUUUGUACACCAUUGUAGUUUAUGAAGCAUGAAUGAAUGAGGUUUAGUCCCUAACUAGCUAACUAACUUUACUUUCAUUUGGUUAAAGUAUUACAAACUUCUUAUGAUUCUUCUCCAUCUAUUUUAUGAUCAAAUAUUUAUAUCAUUGUAUUCCAUUGCACCAUUUUUGUGUCUUUUUGUAAUAUAUAUAAAGUUAUGCACAUUUAUAUUAUAUAUAUAUAUAUAUAUAUCAGAAUAUAUAUUUUCUCAUUCAGUAUUUGAAAUAGAAAUUCACUUGUAAUUGUCUAAUUACAUUAGUUUUAUACUUUAAAAUCAUUUUGUUAGUCUCAAUAAACUUAUGCCAUUUGGAAUAGUCUGCUAUCAUUAUAAAAAAAACUUUAAUAAUACUAAUGACUAAAUAUGCAUAUGAGUUUAGACUUUAUAGUAUACAAGCCCUUUUCUAAUAAUAUGUAUUUCUCAAACAUAUAUUUAUAUUAGCCAAUGAAUUUAAGAAGUUGCAUUUUAAGAUGCUUAUACGAGAAAAUGUGGGAGCUAUGCGGACAGUAAAUGGCCUUAAUAUAUUACGGUUUUUACACUACGAAAAGAAUGAUUGUGACAAUUUUUAUGAUAGAAUAUAUUUAUAUUUAUAUGUUUUUUUUUAUCCUGUGCCAUCGGUCCUUCCUUGUGUGAAGGUAAUGUUUUCCAGGCAUAUCUCACAAAUGUAUACACAUCAAUCUAUUAUAGUUGUAUAUUAUUAGAAUUCUAGUAUUUAAUAAUUUUUAUGUUUUCAUAUCUGACUUAGUUUCUGGUAUACAAGGGCACAGGAUGUGGAUGACUGAGAUUCCUUUUUAUUAUUCAUUCAUUAGAGAGAUUGAAUUACAUAUAGAUAUAACUAAUUAAUUGAUGCAGCACUCGUUGUAGUUAAUCUAUGUAGAGAAUAGAGAUGUAUUUCCUCAACAGUUACAAUCUGAAAUAUAUUAUUUAAAUAAGAUAAAAAUAUUUUUGACAAUCUUACCUUUGCCUCCAUUAUGUAGCAUAAUUGCAAGUUUAUGAAGGGACAAGCAAUCAAGUUACCCCAAUCAGGCAAUCUGUAAUGCAUACCCUAUUUUAUUAAAGAUACAUUAUGUAAGAUUUAGAUAAAGGGCUGACCAUUCUUGCUGUAAUAGCUCAAAAAUAGAUAAUGUAAAAUGAAAUAUUGAAAAUUUCAUUCAAAAUACUCUAUUCUGAGCCAAGUUAUCACUGUUUGUAGUUUCGACAAGAUGUGUGCAUUGUGGUAACCAGCGCACUGGUAUAUGCAAGACUUAGCCUCGCUUUCACAUUUAUAAAUUAAAUUUUUAAAUGAUGAACCGUUCUAAUCUAGUUAAAAUCCCGAGUAUCCGAUGCCAUCGAGAAUUGAUUAUGGUCUUGUUUUGUUUAUAAAUGUCUAAUAGUUUAUAAAACAUUUCAGCCCUAAAGAAAGACCUGCAAUAGACAGAUUUAGCUCUUGCAUAAUGUAUAGUUAAACAUGCAUUAUGCAAGAGCAAAAUCUGCUUAUUACAAGUUUUUCUUUAGGCCUGAAAUGUUUUCUAAAUUAUCAAUUAGACAUUAAUUAACUUAUCCAGACCAUAAUAAACUCUCGAUGUCAAGGCUAGUCUUUGAUGUUGGCUGGAUUAGAUUCCUAUAUGCCGCUAACGGCUAUUGAUAAUUAAAUCAAUAAAAGUGGAUAAUCGAGACUAUGCUGUUUAUAUUAAUGAUUUUAGUAAUGAUGACCGAGACUAUGCAAAAAUUUCAUCCGCUUCUUUCUCGGCUCAUAGUGGAUCAAUUUGACUGAAAUUUUCAGCAAAUUACCUUUACACUAUCUAGUUUUUAACUAUUAUAGCGAGAACUGCCAUCUCUUUAUCUUAUCUCCCAUAAUGUAUCUUUAAUAGAGUAUUUUCAAAUAAAUUUAGAUGAAUUAAUUAUGGUCAACUACACAUAAUGUAUUUACAGUAUAUAGUACACUAUUCAUAUUGAAUUUAUUUAGAGUACAGUACAUAUGAGUUAAUUAAAUCUACUCGCAUUAAAUAUACAGUACAUAUCAGUUAAAAUACACUAUUCAUAUUGAAUACAGUUUAUAUAAGUUCAAAAAGUAAAAUGGAUUGUAAAUCCCAAUUUUUCUGCACGGAGAAAAAAAUUGUAUGUUAUAAUAUGUUGUAUAACUUGUCCUAUUUUUAUGAAAUGAGAGUACAUAUUUUUAUAUAAAAUAUCUGUGAUAAGAAAUGCCUGACCUGAAUCUUGAAUUAAUUUAAAAUGUUUUUUGAAUAAAUUUUAUUUUACUUUAAAAACAAUUUGCUGUUAAAUAAUAUUUUAAAAAAACUAAAAAAUUAAACAGUGUGAUUGGAUGAUAGCAUUCAUGAAUGAAAAUUAGAUGCCUAAGUUGUAACAUAGUUAUGUAUGUAUUCAUUGUGAAGGGAGAUUGAGAAUUAUGCCAGGGAGGCAGCAUUACUUCCCCUGUGUACCCAUCUUUCUCAUCCUCAGCCUAUGGUUUGUAGAUGGAGGAUGGGCAUUCUGAUUAAAAACACAGAUCCUA
Patella vulgata (common limpet) is the source of this 3946-nucleotide messenger RNA. Its product is annotated as neudesin. The coding region runs from base 32 to 532 and encodes 166 amino acids. Gene Ontology annotation, cellular component: membrane; endomembrane system. The record is from RefSeq and is a predicted model, not a curated record. The transcript has 4 exons. NCBI's taxonomy places the organism in Eukaryota, Metazoa, Mollusca, Gastropoda, Patellidae.